Galdieria sulphuraria is the source of this 495-nucleotide messenger RNA. RefSeq names its product 60S ribosomal protein L26e. Gene Ontology annotation, molecular function: RNA binding; structural constituent of ribosome. Lineage: Eukaryota; Rhodophyta; Bangiophyceae; Galdieriales; Galdieriaceae. Gene Ontology annotation, cellular component: ribosome; cytosolic large ribosomal subunit. Gene Ontology annotation, biological process: ribosomal large subunit biogenesis; cytoplasmic translation. The coding region runs from base 60 to 413 and encodes 117 amino acids. The transcript has 3 exons. The record is from RefSeq and is a predicted model, not a curated record.
CAAGAAGGAAACAGAGGAAAGCAUACUUUCAGGCACCCUCGUCUGUAAGGAGAAUACUGAUGAGUGCUCCUCUAUCCAAAGAACUCCGUACGAAAUAUAACGUUCGUUCGUUGCCUAUUCGAAAAGAAGACGAAGUUAUUAUUGUUCGUGGAGCGUACAAGGGAAGAGAAGGAAAAGUUACCACCUGCUAUCGAAAGAAAUAUAGAAUACACGUGGAAAGAGUAACAAGAGAAAAGGCAAAUGGAAUGACAGUUCCAGUGGGAAUACAUCCAUCGAACGUCGUUAUUUCGAAGUUAAAGUUGGAUAAGGAUAGGAAAGCUACGCUGGAACGCAAGAAUCGGGAUAGACUUAUGGACAAAGGCAAAGGAAAGUUUACAGAAGCAGAAGUGUCUGCAAUGGCAGAUGUUGACUGAACGAAUAAAAUUCUCCCCUAUUUCGUUUAAGAGAAGCAGUAUUUUGGUUAUUACAAACAAAAAUGAAUUUCUCUCUUAUCUG